Onychostoma macrolepis is the source of this 3320-nucleotide messenger RNA. RefSeq names its product orthopedia homeobox b (gene otpb). NCBI's taxonomy places the organism in Eukaryota, Metazoa, Chordata, Actinopteri, Cypriniformes, Cyprinidae. Gene Ontology annotation, biological process: neuron differentiation; regulation of DNA-templated transcription. The coding region runs from base 1611 to 2594 and encodes 327 amino acids. Gene Ontology annotation, molecular function: DNA-binding transcription factor activity, RNA polymerase II-specific; DNA binding. The transcript has 3 exons. The record is from RefSeq and is a predicted model, not a curated record.
CAUUAUUUCUUCUCUAAUUACAGUAAAUUGUAAAUGGCAACCUUUCAAAUAACAAACCAUUUGAACCUUGGAGCAGAGAUAGCUAUAAUUUCAAUAAUUGACUAUCACCAACUUGCACGGCCAGAAAAGAAUGCGUGCGCAAGUAAUCAUGGGUUAAUAAUAAUAAUAACGAGACAUAUAAUGUUGUCAUUAUAUAAAGUUGUAAUAUUUUUAUAUAAACAUCAUGUCAUCCACCGCCGUGAUUAUGUAGCCAAGAUUAAAACAUUGCACUGAUCUGAACGGAUGUUUAGACCCAUCCCUUUCUUUGAUAUUCAGCUGGAGUCAAGCUACAUUACAGAAAAGUACGCGACGACCCCGAAGUAGUUGUUGUAAAGUAUGAAGAAAUAUGACAGCAUUUGUAGGGUCUUUAGUGAUAUUCGAGAUUCUCAUAUCCUUUGUGUUUCUUAAUUAUUCUCAGUAGUCCAACAGCUUGGCCGUACAACAUUCAUGCCACAAAACGAAGGGAGCACUGAUUGAUUAUAUAAAAACACGCUGAAAACUUGACAGCCUGGCGAAUGUGCUUUCGCUGAAUGGAUUAAAUUAGGCAAUGUAUGUCAGCGAGUUUGAAUUAAAUAAAUCAAAUUACUUGCGUCAGCGCUGAUGAAACAUCGAUACAACUGAGGCAUCAGUACGCAUCAGUAGCCCGUUUCACCUCAAGCCUUUACCGAAAUAAAUUAGAAUUCUUCAAACAUGAUUUACAACGCCUUCUUGCAAUAUAUCUAAACACAGUUAAAUUACCACGCAUUACUCAGAUUUCACUGAAAUAACUGAGAUGAAAGCUCAUAGAUUUGGCACUAAUUACUUCAAAUGCUUAAUGGUCUUGAAAAUGACUAGUUGGAAAUGUACCUUGGAUGUGUUGUUAGCUGCCUCAAAGAAUUCAUCGUUUUUGAUAGAUGGAUUCCACUCAAAUAAAGCUGUAACUCACAUGAAGGUAAUAAAACAGUUACCAGCUCACAGCACCCAUAGCAACCCUGUGUUCAUUCUCUUCACACGAAAACAAGCAAAUAUGACCCGCGUUCUGCAUUCGAUUCGCAAAGGGCCCCGAAAGUAGGACUACAACCAAAUAGUGACUUUACAAAAAGUGCCCCUUAUUCCAUGUGUUUAGAUGGAAUAAUAUUGCAUCCCAAGUCGGUCAAGUCGUAGGCUAUAAAGACUAGACUUUUCCACCUUUUGUGAAGCCUCUUUUUACCAGUAGCCUACAGAAAGAUUUAUUAUUCACCGGUUAUUUGCCAUGAUUAUGAAGUCAUUUAAAAUGUAUAGCUAAGGGGGCGACGCAAUAAAUCAGAUUUCAAAUGAACGAGAGCAACUGCAGAUGAAGCCGGUUUGUGGAUUUUAGUGGUUGGUUGUCUGACAUUUUCAACCCUCAAUUCUGAUUGGCUCCCAUUUGUGGAAGCUCACGGGCUCAUCCAACUAUUAAGCGCCUCCCAAUCUCUCUAAAGAACAGUAUAAUACAUGGAACCGCCUUUUUAAACGCACUGACGGCUUUCCUUCAUUUGAGCCCUAUGCGCUUUUUAAAAGGGUUAAAAGUUGUAGAGUAGUUUGGGAAGCAGUUGUGACUCCAGCAGUGCGCAAUGCUCUCUCAUGCCGACCUUUUGGAUACUCGCCUCGGUGAGUUAUCGCCACCAAACUCCGGUCUUCAGCUCCACUGGAUGAAGGAUGCUGCAGCCGAGCUUCUCGGACACAGAGAGGCUUUGAAGUGCAGACUAGGAGGAACUGACUCUGGACACCCCGGCGAUCUUACUUCGGCUACAGAGACUGUGGAAGGGACCACUCUGCUCCCCGGGGAAGACAUAAAUAAUGGGGGAUCCAAUCCUAAUGGAAUGCAGCAGGUCAACGCCAAAGACCAAGAAAAGCAGCAACAGCAAAACUCUAAUAAUCAGUCGGGUGGCCAGCAAAACCAACAGAAACAGAAACGCCACAGGACCCGCUUUACUCCAGCGCAGCUGAACGAACUGGAAAGGAGCUUUGCUAAAACCCACUACCCUGAUAUCUUCAUGAGAGAGGAACUUGCAUUACGGAUUGGUUUAACGGAGUCACGGGUUCAGGUGUGGUUCCAGAAUCGACGCGCAAAAUGGAAGAAGCGCAAGAAGACAACCAACGUUUUCCGGGCGCCGGGCACUUUGCUGCCAACACACGGUCUGCCUCAGUUUACGUCUGCGGCUGCGAUGGGCGACAGUCUCUGCUCUUUUCAUGCCAACGACACUCGCUGGGCCGCGGCCGGGAUGCCUGGAGUCUCACAGCUGCAGAUACCGCCUGCGCUGGGCCGACAGCAGGCGAUGGCACAGUCCCUGUCCCAGUGCAGUCUCGGAGCCGGCCCCCCACCAAACUCCAUGGGCCUUUCCAGCAGCUUAUCGUCAAAUGGUUCCGGUCUUCAGUCGCAUCUGUAUCAACCCACAUUUCCAGGGAUGGUGCCCGCUUCCCUCUCGGGUCCAACGAAUGUGAGCGGCUCCCCUCAGCUGUGCAGCUCGCCGGACAGUGAUAUGUGGAGAGGGACUAGUAUCGCUUCGCUGCGCCGUAAAGCACUUGAGCACACCGUUUCCAUGAGUUUCACCUAAUUUCAGCAUCCAAGACGUCUUUUCUGUCACUGCAUACCCCAAGUAUUCCUGAAAAACAGUCACGGAGCACUCAGGAUAUGAGGUCAUAACUGUGAAAUUACAAACUGGCAGCCUUACUGGAUGAUGAGAUCCCAACAAACCCCAGACAAUGCUUAUAUGGCAGAUGUAGACUCUAGUAAUAGUUUUAAUGCUUGAAAUGUAUGUAAUUUAUUUAUGUGUUGGAUUCGGUCAUGUUUAUUUGGUUUUCAUAGCUAUUGAUUUUAAUGACGGCGAGUUAUUAAUUUAUUUAUGAGUAUUUAUUUGACUCUUCAUUCAUAUAUGAAGAAACAACUGCAAGCAUAUUUAUUUUGCGGAUCAGUGAUAUUAUUUUUAACUAAAUGUAAAAGGACACAUUAUUAAGGACCACAUGUGUGCAUGUACAGAUUGUUUUACGGCACGUACUACAUGUUGGAGUGAUUUUUCAGGUACAGAACUGAACAGGUUGGAGUAAGAGCCAAUUUCCAAAUGAUCAGAUUCACAUGCAUGUAAAAUUUCAACCAGGAUCAACAGGAAGUUGUUUACAUAAAGCAAAAUGAACUUGAGUGUUUGUGUAGAUAAGAAAAAAAUCUUGUUAUCUGCUGGUAUGUUUGUGAUAUGUUUUAACUUAUUGUCUGUGCUUAUUACUGGAAUAUGUUUUUUGUAAAUGUUUAUCUUACCAAAUUCAACAGAAUUGGGAAGGUUUAUGUA